Messenger RNA from Aspergillus pseudotamarii, 1219 nucleotides. RefSeq lists its product as uncharacterized. NCBI's taxonomy places the organism in Eukaryota, Fungi, Ascomycota, Eurotiomycetes, Eurotiales, Aspergillaceae. The transcript has a single exon. The coding region runs from base 224 to 1219 and encodes 331 amino acids. The record is from RefSeq and is a predicted model, not a curated record.
UCGCUCUAUUCCCACAUGCACCGCUCUUUUAACGCUCAUGGUUUCCGCUCAUUACCUCGGAUGUUGGUCUGACGUAUAACAUUUCUUGGCCGAGGGGGAAAAGAAGUGAAAAAAAAUCUAAAAGAAAAAAAAUAAAGGAAAAUCACUGGGAAGUCUGUGGUAGCCUCUCCACAUUACUGCUAGCCCAGAUCGUCCGAUCAUCAUCACCAUAUACCACCGCAUCAUGUCAAAUAUUGUGAGCCAUCUUGAUGGCAUUUCCGGUGAGCUUGCGGGCGCUCGAUACGGGCUCAAAGCGACCCUUGUCUUUUUCAUCUCCAUUUCCAUCUACAAUGUAAUCGAGCUGGUAAUCCUUGUGCUGUCGACAUUCCGUCGUUGGGCAGGUCUAUACUUCUGGAGCUUGCUACUUUCGGGCUGCUUGGGGGUAGUUCCAUACUCGCUCGGCUUCAUGUUGAAGUUCUUCACACACGCCAGUUCUUUCUUGUCUGUUACAUUGCUUACCGUCGGCUGGUGGACAAUGGUGACAGGCCAGUCGUUUGUUCUCUAUUCACGACUACAUCUUGUCAUCCGCGACGAGUACAUACUUCGCCGUGUGCUGUGCAUGAUCAUAGCAAAUUUCUUUCUUUUGCAUAUACCUACCUCCGUCUUGACAUAUGGUUCCAACGUACCCGAUCGAUCACCUUUAUUCGUCAGAGGAUAUAACAUCAUGGAAAAAAUCCAGAUGACCGGGUUCACCUUACAGGAGGUGAUAAUCUCAGGGCUUUAUAUCUGGGAAACAACCAAACUACUUCGGUUGGGUUCGAACCGACAAAACCGAAGAAUAAUGCACCAGUUAGUAGGAAUAAAUAUUGCCAUUCUUGUGAUGGACUUAGCCCUUCUUGGGCUGGAGUAUGCCAACUUCUACGCCAUUCAGAUCACGCUCAAGGGUGUCAUAUACAGCAUCAAACUUAAGUUGGAGUUUGCGGUUCUCGGGAAACUGGUCGAUAUGGUUCAUGGGCACAGGCGUCCGGGUACGUUGGGAAAUGACAUAGAGUUGUAUUCUCUACAGCAUGAAUCUAGUCCGACUGCGCCGGCGUCAUCGUCUGGUCUGCUGGAUAAUAUAAACUUCUCUCAUAUUGUUCAAGAUGGGACAAAACGACUACAUACAUCACAGAACGAUGGAUGUCCAGAUAGAAAAUUUAUUGUGAAGGUGUCGGAUUUGAUUAAACGACGCCCCCCCUGA